Molecule: messenger RNA, 765 nt
Organism: Ostertagia ostertagi
Lineage: Eukaryota; Metazoa; Nematoda; Chromadorea; Rhabditida; Trichostrongylidae
Source: the annotation of a GenBank genome assembly
AUGCCCGCCGGCAGCGACACUCCCGGCGAGAUGCGCCCCGGUGAGCUUCGCGUUGUCGGCACGAGCGUUACGCGCGAGAUCGACCUUCUGUUCGACAAGGUGGCGCAAUCCGUCGGCAAGCGUCCGCCGCGCGUCCUUCAGGUGGGCUCCCGGACGCUCCUCUCGGAGCGCAACGUGCGCAACUGGCGCAACCUCGUUGCCAAACGCUUCGGCGCCAAGGCGCAGUUCGUCGGACUCGACCUCGCCGAGGGAUCCAACGUCGACUAUGUCGCCGACAUCUGCAGCGAUCCGCGAACGCUAAAGACCAGGCUGGGCGACGACCCGUUCGAUCUCGCGAUCUGCUGUCAUGUACUCGAACACACGCGACAUCCCGCGCGAGCGGCGCGCAACAUCAUGCGCUGCCUGAGGCCCGGUGGGCUGGCUUAUGUCGCGGCCGCCUGGUCGCAGGCCUUCAACCCGACGCCCGACGAUUAUUGGCGGUUCUCUGCGCGCGGCCUGAUGCUCCUGUUCGAACCGCUUGAGAUCGCCUCGUCAUUCUACAGCGGCGGCGAUGUCGGGCUGGAUGUCGCCUACCGCAUCGAACGCAACGGCAGGCCCGAACUCGAUCCCCGCGCCGGUGCCGUCGAACAAGGCCUGUUCCAGCUCGUCCUCGACCAUGAGGACAAUCGCGCGGUGCUGGCCCGCCAGGCGACCGAGCGGUUGCCGGUAUCGCGGACCUAUCUCCCCAGCCUGUUCGUCAACCUCGUGGGACGCCGCGUCCGCUAA